AUGCCAAAAAUUGAGUAUAUUGGUCGUCCAUCUUUACACUUCUACGGCAAGCUCCUAUCAGAAAUAGCCAAAAACCUUAAAAACCGCGCCAAGGGUAGAGUAGUAAUAAAGGAAACUGAAACAGCAGAAUUCAAGGAGCCAUGCUAUUACAUUUUAAAAAAUGUUGUUCCACUUAUGUCUGAUAAAUCUGAUGUUAGAUGUAGAGCAUGGGGUAUACGGGUAUUCCGUGGCCGAAAUCUUGGCUAUUGUCUCCUACCGAAUACACAUGAACCAGAUUGGCGUCUUCUAUCACCUAGUGAAGCUGAACGUCUAACGUCAAUGUCAACAAAAACUGAUUUGGUCGCUCCGGAUGUUCUAGUUAGCUGCGUUGCUCAAGCUCCCCCUUUAUUGACAAUAUUUUUACGAAGAAAAAAUGUACUUCCACCACAAGUAGUGGAAGAAGCUGAAAAAUCUACUCACUCUUUAGAUAUACAACAAUCAAUGAGAGAAGCUAGUGGUUUAUUAUUGUUAACACCUCACCGCUAUGAUCCGACAAGUUUCAAAGUUCCUAUUGAACCGACUUCCGAGGAGAAAUCACGUAUGUAUCCUCCAUAUGAAUGGUCAGCUAAAAAAGGAUUAAUUAUAAAGCCAAAUUUGGAUCGAGAUUCUUAUUUAAUUCGUCGAUCUGAUACACCUGGAUUGUAUUGGCGUGUUCAUCUAGCGAAAUCUUCCAAAACAGAACAAGAUAGUGAAACAGUUUCAUAG
This is a messenger RNA of Schistosoma curassoni, 744 nucleotides long. The record is from the annotation of a GenBank genome assembly. NCBI's taxonomy places the organism in Eukaryota, Metazoa, Platyhelminthes, Trematoda, Strigeidida, Schistosomatidae.